AUGAGUUAGAAAUUAGAAAUCAUUGGAAGAAAAUCAGUUGUAUUUAUAGCAGCUAGUAUUUAUUGUCUUCAUUAUUGGAUCAAUUUUAAUUUAUGGAUAAGAGAAGAGUUUAACAUACUAUUGUAUAUACAUUUAAUUGCUUUGAAUAUCAUUUUCAUAAUGCUUUUAUGGUGUUUUAUAGUCAUGAUAACAAUUGAUCCAGGAAGACCAAAAAAGUAUAUUGAAAGAUUAAGAUAGAACAGAUGAG
Paramecium sonneborni is the source of this 247-nucleotide messenger RNA. NCBI's taxonomy places the organism in Eukaryota, Ciliophora, Oligohymenophorea, Peniculida, Parameciidae. The record is from the annotation of a GenBank genome assembly.